CCCCCCUCUGCAUGCGGCCGCGGGCGCCGAGGACCUCGGGGACGUCCGGGAGCUGCGUUCCCGCGGGUGAGGCACGGAAAGGGCUGAUGUCUCCGCGACAUGGUUACCCAUUAACCUCCGAACUUUUCUUUUUUUAACCCAAAGAAUAUCGGUGGUUUUUGCCCACUGCUAGCAGAAGACGAGAGAGCCGAGGGCCUCUGAAAUGCAGCAAAGUCCUUAUUUAUAAACAGGCCCGAGGUCGUGAUAUGCAAACCCCCCCCCCCAGUGAGUCUGUCCCUGGACACCCCUCCCGCCGCGAGGCCGAGGCCGUGCUGUCUGCGCUGGGUCCCGCGGCCUCCAUCCUUUCAAUGCCCAGUUUCCUCUGGGACUGCUGGCCUUCCCUGGAGAUCAGGGCGCUCCUCUGUGCCAUGGGCUGCAUCCAGAGCAUCGGGGGCAAAGCCAGAGUCUUCCGGGAAGGCAUCACCGUGGUCGACGUGAAAGCCUCCAUCGACCCCAUCCCCACCAGCAUCGACGAGUCCUCCAGCGUUGUGCUCCGCUACCGGACACCCCACUUCCGUGCCUCGGCCCAGGUGGUCAUGCCGCCCAUCCCCAAGAAGGAGACCUGGAUAGUGGGCUGGAUCCAGGCGUGCAGCCACAUGGAGUUCUACAACCAGUACGGGGAGCAGGGCAUGUCCAGCUGGGAGCUCCCGGACCUCCAGGAGGGCAAGAUCGAGGCCAUCAGCGACUCGGACGGGGUGAACUACCCCUGGUACGGCAACACCACCGAGACGUGCACCAUCGUGGGGCCCACCAGGAGGGACUCCAGGUUCGUCAUCAGCAUGAACGACAACUUCUACCCCAGCGUCACGUGGGCCGUGCCCGUGAGCGAGAGCAACGUGGCCAAGCUGACCAACAUCUACCGGGACCAGAGCUUCACCACGUGGCUGGUGGCCACCAACACCUCGACCAACGACAUGAUCAUCCUGCAGACGCUGCACUGGCGCAUGCAGCUCAGCAUCGAGGUCAACCCCAGCCGGCCCCUGGGCCAGCGCGCCCGGCUGCGGGAGCCCAUCGCCCAGGACCAGCCCAAGAUCCUGAGCAAGAACGAGCCGAUCCCGGCCAGCGCCCUGGUCAAGCCCAACGCCAACGACGCUCAGGUCCUCAUGUGGCGGCCCAAGCACGGGCCGCCGCUGGUGGUGAUCCCGCCCAAGCGCCGGUGACGCGCGGGCACCGUGGGGCGGGCUCCAAUAAUAACGCGCCCCAAGCAACCCGCUCUCGUCAUUC
Talpa occidentalis (Iberian mole) is the source of this 1263-nucleotide messenger RNA. RefSeq names its product family with sequence similarity 78 member A (gene FAM78A). The transcript is spliced from 2 exons. The record is from RefSeq and is a predicted model, not a curated record. Bases 246 to 1199 code for a protein of 317 amino acids. NCBI's taxonomy places the organism in Eukaryota, Metazoa, Chordata, Mammalia, Eulipotyphla, Talpidae.